AUGAACCUGAACUAUCAUGAUGCUAUUAUAUUCAUCCCUCAACAGGAUAUCAAGCUCUGUGGGUUUACAUCUUUCGCAGCCAGAGAUACUACAGAGUAUUCUUUCAAGUACCAAAUCAACAUCGAUGGAGUCACAGUGGAAAAGGAAGAGAAAAUAGCCACAGACUUUGAAGACAAGUACUACUGAAGACACAGACUUAACUCAUUGUAUCCAGUCAAAGCAGGCCAGAAGAUAGAAAUUACAGGCUGGACAGCCAAAGACUUCGACAGCUUUAAUGAUUAUGUUUAUAUUUACAGCGGAAAGGGAGGUUAUAAUUACACAGAAAUCGAGAACGAGCACAUGGGCUUAUUUGUUGUUGAAACUAAGAGUCAAAGUUGAAAUUGGACGAAUGUUUUAAUAGGCAAUUUUCCAGAAAUACUUUACUAUUUGUAA
This is a messenger RNA of Moneuplotes crassus, 432 nucleotides long. The record is from the annotation of a GenBank genome assembly. NCBI's taxonomy places the organism in Eukaryota, Ciliophora, Spirotrichea, Euplotida, Euplotidae.